CACUGUAAGGGUUCUGAAAAUUUUCGACCCAUCUUGCGAUUCGACGAACGUCCAUUAUUGGCGUUGGGGUCCUCUAGGAAGCAGACGAGGAAGUCCGCUAGAGAGACUAAGGCGAGUGCUGCGUGACGCGGGGCGAUUUCCAGCCUCUCGUCGCUCUGCGCUUUGGUCUCCAGUUGGAGAGGCGCAUGAGUCUGUGGUGUCGCUGCCUGUCGCGAAGACGCGGAGACCUGCAGAGACGGAUGCUCUUCCAGGAGCAGUUCGAACGCAUCAAGGCCGUAUACCCUGGCACCAGCUACGUCUGUUUACUGGAUGGCGACAGCGGAGAUAUGAUGUGCGUCAUUUAAGGAGACAUGAGGGGCUCAGAAUGGCGAGACUGACAACGUUUGACUGGUGUAGAGCACAAUCAGAGACGACGGAAGUGAAUACGGACGAGUUUACUCGCACGAUUAUCAACCUCAAGGACGCCGCGCUGCAGUUCGCGGCGACGUUGAACCAGAUUGACCCGCAGGUGGUGCAUGUCAGAGGCGCACAGGGCAUGUUUUCCUGUUACGGCUCUGCUCAUAUGAUUUUGGCCUUUUAUAGUGAAAUGCCUGGUGUGGACUUGGAGCUUUUCGACUGCUUCGAAGCAGACAAGAGCAUUGAACCGAUUACGGGGGAGCUGCAUCGAAUUUUGGAUGCCAAUCAGGGUAACAAGCGACGGUAUCGCGCGUAGUUACUGACGGCAAAGGCUUUAAAUGCGCCGGUAUACCGCUUCUCAGUAUCAACUUCCCAGGCGGCGUUGACGGAGGUUGCCGUACACAGAACGCUACGUAGACGUACACCCAAGCAGCGGCAUGUCAGACGUCUUGUUGUACGCACGGAAGUGACACAUAAACCUCAUGCAGAUGAACGCUUCGAUACAGGAGAAGACAAAACCAAAGUGAAUAUAUUUAAGUGGGGACACCCCGAGCGAGUUUACACUCGUCUCUCCCCGUGGUUUCCAUGCCAAACUCGCUGUGUUCGCACGUGGAAAUCUCGUCUUGAGAAAUUUAAAAUCGCUCGUUCAUUCUACUAGCUAC
Messenger RNA from Phytophthora nicotianae INRA-310, 1058 nucleotides. RefSeq lists its product as hypothetical. Lineage: Eukaryota; Oomycota; Peronosporomycetes; Peronosporales; Peronosporaceae. The transcript has 3 exons. The record is from RefSeq and is a predicted model, not a curated record. The coding region runs from base 365 to 712 and encodes 115 amino acids.